Messenger RNA from Symbiodinium necroappetens, 644 nucleotides. The record is from the annotation of a GenBank genome assembly. Lineage: Eukaryota; Dinophyceae; Suessiales; Symbiodiniaceae.
AUGCUGCUUGUGAACUUGGGUCUAACUUACCAUCGUGCUGCCACUUGCUUGGAGGCUGGCCGUCGGCAUUCUGCCGCGCUGGUCUUGGAGCGUGCCCCGUCGUGGCCUCGGGAAUGGCCGAUGGGUCCAUCGGGAAACACUGGUCCCAUGAUUCUACGUCGGUUUAUCGCACUGGCUGGAACCGCAGGCGCCGGGCCACGAGGGCGAUUGCAACAGGAGGCAGAGGCAGGAAUCGGAGACAUACUUGUCUAUCGCCUGGUGAUUUCCAAGGUGCAGCUAGCUAGCAGCCGGGCGGUUAACAUGGACGGUCUCCGGGGUGCUUUCAAAAGCAAGACUGGGCUCUUCGACAAGGCCCAGAAUCAUCCCAAGGCCGCUCAGGCGGAUGAUGUUGCAGGUCCGUCUGAAAAGAAGAGCAGGACCGAGAGAAACAAGGCCCCGCAGCAGGAUCAUGUUCCAAAAGAUCCGAGGAUCAGUGAGGCAGCCUUGCGCUACAAGCCGGAUGAUGUUCCGUUGGAGGAGUUCUUAGAAAUGCGGGAGAGGGCCAAGCAGCAGCUGCGGCAAUAUGAAGCCGCAGGCAUUCAGAUGGACACGUACAUCACGUCGAGCGGUGCUGUGUGGACUCGCGACAUCUUCAAAGAGCUGGA